AUGGAUCCUCAUAAAUUGGAAAAAUUAAAAGAAAUUUUUAAAGAGGUUAUCAGUAUCUAUGCAAGAGGGAAACCUUACAUUUGUGAACUAUGUAAUAGGUCAUUUAGGCAUGAGAAUAGUUUAAAGGACCAUGAAGUUGUUCAUACAAAUGGGACACUUCAGUGUGAAGUAUGUAAUAAGUCAUUUAGUCGUAAGUCUACUUUAAAAGUGCAUGCAAAUAUUCAUACAAGAGUGAAACGUUAUACAUGUCAGAUAUGUAACAAAUCAUUCAUACACAAGAGUACAUUAAACAAUCAUAUGGUUGUUCACAGAGCGGAGAAACCUCACAUGUGUGAAAUAUGUAAGAAGUCAUUUAACCGAAAGGGUAAUUUACUUAGGCAUAUUUUUAUUCACAUAGGAGAGAAACCAUAUAUGUGCGAAGUAUGUAAUGUAUCAUUUUCUGAUGAGAGUCAUUUAAAGCAGCAUAGGCGUCGUCAUACUGGAGAAAAGCCUCAUGUGUGUGAUGUAUGUAAUAAGCCAUAUUGUAGAAAAAGUAAUUUAAAGACACAUAUGCGUAUUCACACAGGAGAGGAACCUUAUGUGUGUGAAAUUUGUACUAUGUCAUUCAGACAAAAAUGUCUUUUAACUGAGCAUAGGCUAAUUCAUGGAGGACUGGAACCUACUGUGUGA
Molecule: messenger RNA, 669 nt
Organism: Stegodyphus dumicola
Lineage: Eukaryota; Metazoa; Arthropoda; Arachnida; Araneae; Eresidae
Biological process (GO): regulation of transcription by RNA polymerase II
Cellular component (GO): nucleus
Molecular function (GO): DNA-binding transcription factor activity, RNA polymerase II-specific
Source: RefSeq, a predicted model, not a curated record